CUCUACUUCCCUCUCCGCCGCCCACCCAUCCUCUCGAAGACAAGACAAGACCAGACCAGACCAGACCGGAAGCGAGAAGGGACAAAAAAGGAAAAAGCAUACCCCGAAAAAUGAGCGAAUCCGCCCCUCCAAUCCCCAACCCCAACGUCCAGGGCACGAAUUCCUCCGUCGCAGUCACCGCCGCUGCGUCCAACGCCGGCAGCAAUGCCGAUCAGACGGGGAAUCGCGGACUGCCGUACUACGAGAAAUUAAGGCGCGAGCUGCGCGACACAUUACAUAGAAAGAGAUUGAUGGACAAGAGCAUGACACAACUAGAAGACCAAAUCUUCCGCUUCGAACAAUCCUACCUCGAAGAAACCACCGCCGGAAACAUCAUCAAAGGAUUCGACAACUACAUCAAGGGCUCGUCGAACACGGGGGUUGGCGCGACCUCGCUCUCGUUCUCCAGCGGCGUGGGCGGCGGCGGCGGUGGCGGCACAAGACGCAAGGCCCAGGUGACGGACGCGGAUCGCGUGUUCUCGCGGAGUUCGGCGGGGUUUAUGCGCGACUCAACGCCCUCCUCAUCCCAGACGACGCCCUCGCACGCACCCACCCCGACGUCCACGUAUAACGGAUCCACCGGGAAACCGAACGGCGAGGCAGGCUCAGCACCCGGAAGCGUAAAGGGCGGGUCGUCGUCGAAGAACAAGAAGAAGUCCAACAACAGCAGCAGCGGCAAUAAGGAGAUCAAGAACGACGAGGACGAGGAAGGCGGGGACAAGCCGCCAACGAAGCGGUUGAAGAUCAGCUAUGGAAGGGAUUGAUCGUUAUUGACGGCUUUGGAUUUUAUGUGUGUUUUUGUGUUUUUUUGGGGGGGAAGGGUCUGUCUGGAGUUAAAAGUUGGAUGGUGUUUGGGCUGAGCUGGGCGUUUUUGUUUCCCCGUCCUAUCUGUCUAUCUCUCUGCUGUGUGUGUAUUAUUAUAUGGGUGCAGUAUCUAUGCGGGUGCUUUGUUUAUGAUCCACUUGAAACCGCUGGGCUGGAGGGAUGAGAUGGACAGCGUUUGGUGUUCUUCCUAUGUCAUGAUAUCCAUUGUAUUACCACUUGAGUCGCUAGAUCAUAGAUCAAAUCAGAUCAAGUCAAUUUGCU
Messenger RNA from Aspergillus steynii IBT 23096, 1125 nucleotides. Its product is annotated as chromatin modification-related protein EAF6/MEAF6. The record is from RefSeq and is a predicted model, not a curated record. NCBI's taxonomy places the organism in Eukaryota, Fungi, Ascomycota, Eurotiomycetes, Eurotiales, Aspergillaceae. Gene Ontology annotation, cellular component: NuA4 histone acetyltransferase complex. The transcript has 3 exons. The coding region runs from base 111 to 803 and encodes 230 amino acids.